Molecule: messenger RNA, 1409 nt
Organism: Macroventuria anomochaeta
Lineage: Eukaryota; Fungi; Ascomycota; Dothideomycetes; Pleosporales; Didymellaceae
Exons: 4
Coding region: 37-1053 (338 amino acids)
Molecular function (GO): acyltransferase activity, transferring groups other than amino-acyl groups
Source: RefSeq, a predicted model, not a curated record
CUCUCGCCCAAUAUUGAGCAAUAGGUAUCUGAUACCAUGCCUGUACCAUUUGUGCGACCUUACGAUUCAGCCCGAGAUUUUGAGAACGGUCUUCACGUCGUAAAGUUCUUCGUCACGAUCGAGCCCACAUUGGAUUGGGAGCCAACGCGUACAAUUGGUUCUUAUCUCUGGUACAGAGGUUACGUGAGCCUCACACCCGCUACUUGUUUUGUGCUCGACGAUGGGAACGAACGCGCUGUAGGCUAUUGCAUUGGCACAGCCGACACGACAAAAUUUGCAGAAAGAUGGCGGCAGGAAUUUGCUCCCACAGUGGACCCCCAUCAAGUUCCAAGGCCUGAUGUUCAGACUGAAGACCCGUUGAUGGAGAAGGAGGAGACCAAAGGCUUCAGACAUGCAAUGCACCACGCUGAGUGCAGUGCUCUACAAGCAUGGCCAAGAGAGCUGGAGAGGUACCCGGCGCAUAUGCAUAUCGAUAUUCUGCCCGAGUUCCAGAGGAAAGGGUGGGGUUCGAUUCUGAUCAACACACUGUUUGAUGCAGUGAGACGAGAAGGCGCACCUGGAAUACACUUGGACAUGGUCCGGUGGAACACAACCGGCAGGCGCUUUUACGAGAAGAUUGGUUUCAAAUCAUGCUCUUUGGUGCUAGACAAUGGGAAGAGCGGAGAGACCGGCGUGAACGAUGUGGUUCUGACGUUGGUGAAGACAUUGUGCGGGAAUUGUGUCCAAUUUCACCGCAACGCCCACAGCGUCCUCCUGUGCGCGCCCUCUUUGCAGUUGUCUGUUACGAUCAAAGGGCAACCCGCAACAACACUGAACGAACAGGACUAUGCAACGAUACAAGAGGAGCCGAGGAUCUGUAGUAUUGAUCGACCCGAACAGUUAGGCUGCGUCAGUAUCCUUGGUACGAACAGUAUACUCAGUACAAUCAAUAUGCUCGCUUCAUACAAUACAACCCCAGUUCAAUCCUUCGAUUUUCCCUGUCUGCGCACUUUCCACGAACCGCAACAAACAUGCAUACUACAGCCACUAAGCAGACUCUAUGAAUCUUCUUGACCUCUCAACAAAUGUGUGAACCCGUCAGGUUGCCGUAGGAAGCUGUGACAUUUUCGAUAGCUGUUGUAUUACUAUGACGUAGAAGCCAACAGACGUUGCAGGCAAGAAUUUGGUAUCCGGCAGAAGCUAUGUAGUCGUCGAACGCAUCCAAAUGCCAGGGAAAAGCUGGUCAAUCUCUCUCUCGGAACGCCAGGCUCCCUUAAAGGCGUACAGUGAAAGCGAGCGAUCUAAGCCGGCUACUGCGAGAAGACCGGCGCCAACGGCUAGAGAGCUCUGCGUCAUCAUACAUUGUGGUGAUUGUGGUCUUUGCCUACUGAUGAGGUAAAUGAUGGUGUAACAAAUGAGUGUAGCAAGCG